AUAAUCUGUGCGUGUGUCCUGCACCGAAGUGUCCAUGACCAACCUGCCAUCACACAGCAGAGACUGUCUGUCCACACGGAGCAGGGCUGACGGAGGAGAAGAACCCCGCAGCCAGGAGCACCUCGCCCGGGCCACAGUCUGGUGUUGUGUGUGUCUGUUAGGUCCCAAAGGAUUCAAAAAUGGCUCUGUCAUUCCUUUUGGUCUUGGCUGCCACCGUGAUCCUUAUCAGACCUGAGACGCCUUUAACUAAGGCCUCACAUCAGAACUCACUCGAGUGCUGCAGUGACAAACUGAGAGGGAACAACUCGUGUUCCAACGACACUCACUGUGAACCCGGCUGCUUCCUGCGUGUCCUUGAGAACAGCAACACUGUUUGUAUCAUCUGUGACUCCGCCUCCGUGGACCUUGAAAACAUAACAGUGUGCAGCUACAACUACACAAUGGAUCGGAAGAAUCACACAACUGUAACCACUGUCAUUCCUAAAAUUGGAGGGCCAGGUGUGGCAGCGUCUCUUCUCCUGGGAACACUGUUGAUCAGCCUGUUCCUUAUCUUGUCUGUUGCCUCCUUCUUCUACCUCAAACGCUCCAACCGACUUCCAGGCAUCUUUUACCGUCGCAACAAAGCCUUCAUUUUCCAACCAAGUGAGACAGCUGUCAUGAUUCCGUCCUCCUCAGUGAGAAAACCAAGAUACGUCAGAAGGGAGCGUCCCUCUGGGACAUCAACAGUGAAAAGUAUCACCAUACCCACCACGUCCACCACUCAAGUCUAUAAUGUGUAGGGGGGGGCAGUGUGGGUGCAGGUAGGAGAGAAACCUCAGGAAAGAUUUUCUUCUCAAGGGUGUAGAAAUACUAGGUGGCCAAAUGUAACUGUAACUGCAGGCGGUGCGUCUUACUGACACAGCUUCUCGUUGACUGGAUCAUAUUAUAUUGAUAUUUACUAAAACAUCCCAGUAAUAAUAGUUUCUGUAUAUCUCCGUAAAUGUGAAGCAUCGCAGUUCAGUUUGUAUUUCCCCAUCAUGCAGCCCUGCUGUGAUGAAAAGACUCAUCACUCAGGAUCACUCCUUGUUUUUCAGUCUAAAAACUUAGAUGAAGCAGUAUCUGUGGACCCGUCUGUUAAAGUAUUAAUGGAACAUUUAGGGGAGCAUGUGUUCCCUGGUCACGCUUUAGAGAAGAGGAUUGAUACCAGUCUGAGACCUAUAUGGAUAAAUAUGAGGGUAAAGUCUGUAGCUAUUGAGCUCAGCAUAAAGACUGGAAACAGCUCGCCAGGCUCUGUCCAUCCCCAUCACCAGCACCUCCAAAUCUCACUAAUAAACACGAUUAAAACUGCAGAAGUGGAAAAACAACACUUCACAAUCUUAGGGGGAGUUAUGCUCCAAACUGUUUCUUCUCUGUGAUUGGUUGCAAGGGCACUUUCUGUUGUGUGUGGAUCAAACAAAGAAGAUUGACUGUGUUUAAUAAGUGAACUUUAAAGGUGCUGAAGAUGAAUUGUGCUUUCUUUGGACAGAGCCACACUCUCUGUUUCCAGUCUUUAUCUGAAUCUAAGCUGCAUCUCCUGGCUGCAGGCUGACUUUGCACUGACAGACUUGAGACUGGUAUCGUGCCGGUCACCUUGGUUAUUGUUUUAAGUGACAGGGUUCAUAAAUACACUGAUCGGCCUGCUUUAGAGGAAUCGAGCCAGCAACUAAGUUAAGUAACAAUAACGCUAAUCUUUUAGAGAAACUGACAGCCCAGUGACAUUUAUUGGAAGCUUGUUUUUUCUUAGUUUUGUGAGUGUCAUAUUUAUUUGCACUGAAUUUUACUGAUUAGACCAAGAGAAUGAAUUGUGUCUGAUGAUGUAAGAAUGCUUCUGGUGGACCGGGACAUUGUAGUGAGAGUUGAUGUUGCCGCUGUAUUGAUAAUUGCUCAAUUGACUUUGUAUUUUUAUUGUUGUUUUUGAAUUAGCUAUUUUUGUGAUCUCAAGCAAGUUGAAUGUAUUUUACACGGACAAAUCCUGCAUAGCAAUUACAUGGAUUAUUUACUACGUUCCAUUUACUACACACACAUAUAGUGUGUCAUCAUUUUAACUACAAACUCCAGUUUUUUUCCAUAGGAAGUUUUACCAUCCUGCAAAAACGUUUUAAAU
Messenger RNA from Limanda limanda (common dab), 2122 nucleotides. It is a transcript of the gene c4h1orf159, whose product is annotated as chromosome 4 C1orf159 homolog. The transcript is spliced from 9 exons. The record is from RefSeq and is a predicted model, not a curated record. NCBI's taxonomy places the organism in Eukaryota, Metazoa, Chordata, Actinopteri, Pleuronectiformes, Pleuronectidae. Bases 180 to 779 code for a protein of 199 amino acids.